AUGACGUAUUUACCUUCUUUUAAUAAAAUUACAAAGAUUAAACCAAGGAAGAUUAUAUUAAGUUUAACUCCACUUAAUGAUAAUAAGCUUUUAGAAUCUCAUCUUAGUAUUGUACCAAAUCGAGAAGGAUAUUAUUUAACAAAUAUAUGUUUAAUAUGCUAUGAUUAUAUUUGGAAUGAUCCAUUUCGUAAUGUUUUGAAAGCUGAUUUAGUAAAUUACGAAACAACAUUUGAAGAGAUCAUAAAAAUAUUUGAAAUUCAAGAUUUUCCCAUGCAAGGAUUGCAAAAUCCUCUCACAUUAUCAUCCUUUACUCCUCAAUCUUUUACUUCUCAGUCUAUUACCCCUCAUUUUUACGCACACCCUACAGACUCUUUUACUAGUAUUCAUCCUUCACCUUCUAAUUACGAAUAUACUUCUUAUUCAUUACCGUAA
Molecule: messenger RNA, 432 nt
Organism: Rhizophagus irregularis DAOM 181602=DAOM 197198
Lineage: Eukaryota; Fungi; Glomeromycota; Glomeromycetes; Glomerales; Glomeraceae
Source: RefSeq, a predicted model, not a curated record